Molecule: messenger RNA, 2219 nt
Organism: Anoplopoma fimbria (sablefish)
Lineage: Eukaryota; Metazoa; Chordata; Actinopteri; Perciformes; Anoplopomatidae
Product: UDP-glucuronosyltransferase 2A2-like
Exons: 2
Coding region: 100-1680 (526 amino acids)
Molecular function (GO): UDP-glycosyltransferase activity
Source: RefSeq, a predicted model, not a curated record
CAGCUGUCUGCUGCGAGGGACGCUGGACGCAGAAACAACGAGCUCGUGUUGAACACAGAAAAUCUGUUGACUGGUGACGCUCUCGAAUUCCUUUCAGAAAUGUACCGACCGGCCUUGGUGGCACUUGCGGUGCUGCUCUGCUCUUCACUCUUGGUAAAUGGAGGGAAAGUCUUGGUGUUCCCUGUGGAUGGAAGCCACUGGAUCAACAUGAAAGUCAUUGUUGAGGAGCUUCACACCAGAGGCCAUGAAAUCACAGUCAUGCGGUCAUUAGACAGCUGGUACAUCAAGCCCGAGUCCCCCUUCUACAAGUCCAUCACAGUAAAUUCCUCUGCUGGUUUUGAUGAGGAAAGCUUUGGGUUAUUUGUAGACACAAUGAUAAACAUGCAGCGGAAUGGUGCUUCGAUUUGGGCUCGUAUAUCUCUGGAGUAUGAACUAGUGGAACAGUUCUAUCAGAUGAAUAAGCAGAUGAUUGAGAUGAUGGGGGAGAUGUUUGAGAAUACCACACUGAUGCAAAGCCUCCGCGACGCCAAAUAUGAUUUGGUUCUGACAGACCCUGCCAUUGGUGCAGGGGUACUUCUUUGUCACCGUUUGGGUCUCCCACUUGUCUUAAAUGUGAGAUGGACUAUUCAGGGUGAGGGGCAUCAAGCUAUUGCACCUUCCCCAAUGUCAUAUGUCCCAAUACCAGGGGCAGAGCUGACUGACAAGAUGACAUUUUCAGAGCGGGUCAAGAACUUAGGUUACUAUUUCUUCACACAUUUUCAAAGUUGGUAUGUCACAGAUUCAAACUACAAACCAUUCGUCCGUCGUUACUUUGGAAAUGAUGUGCAUUACAUGGAGCUGUUUCAGGCAGCAGACAUCUGGUUGAUGAGGAAUGAUUUCACCUUUGAGUUUCCACGACCCACAAUGCCAAACAUCGUCUACAUGUCAGGAUUUCAGUGCAAACCCUCCAAGCCCCUGUCUAAGGAACUAGAGGACUUUGUCCAGAGCUCUGGUGAACAUGGCGUUAUUAUUAUGACAUUGGGAACAUUGGUGGCAAAGCUUCCUGAGGACAUCGCUGAGGACAUUGCCGCUGCUUUCGCCCAACUUCCUCAGAAGGUGAUCUGGAAGCACAAAGGCAAAAGACCAUCCACCCUCGGCAACAACACGUUACUCUUAGACUGGCUGCCUCAAAACGACCUCCUGGGUCACCCAAAGACCAGAGUGUUUGUAGCCCACGGAGGUACCAACGGAAUCCAGGAGGCCAUCUACCACGGUGUCCCCCUGGUCGGCCUGCCCCUCAUGUUCGACCAGCCUGACAACUUCUUCAGGAUGAAAGCAAGAGGUGUGGCCAAAGUCCUGGACAUUGCAACUGUGAACAAAGACAUCUUCCUGGAGGCUCUGAAAGAGGUGCUCUAUGAGCCAACCUACAGGGAGAAGAUGAAGACGCUGUCCAGCCUGCAUAGAGACCAGCCCAUGAAACCACUGGACCGGGCCAUGUUCUGGAUCGAGUUCGUCAUGAGGCACAAAGGAGCGGCACAUCUAAGGACGGAGUCCUACAAGAUGUCCAUGAUCCAGUACCACUCCAUUGAUGUGGUGGCGUUCCUGCUGGCAGUUAUUUUGCUUGUAUUAACUGUUUUUGUUUUUGCAGUUAAGUUGUUUUGGCGAAAAGUGUUUUCUAGAAGCAAAGUGAAAAAGGAAUGAUGAAUAUUCUGCUAAAUAGUUUACUGGAUCCUGAUUUUUCGCCAAAAUAUCAAGAAACAAUCCUAAACUGUUCUGUUUGUUGAGCAGGACACAGUGUUUCAUUGGUAUCCUUACAUGCCUCAGAGAGUGAUGAAUUUACUUACGAACCUCGUAUUAUCUAAUGACUUCAGCCAAAGAGGUCAAGUUUACGCUCUUUGUUUGUUUGUGUGUUUGUCGAAUAGCAGAAUACCUCAAAAAUCGAUAAAUGGUUUACUAUACAAUCUGGUUUUAGGUUGGACCUUAUGUCAGCGAUCAGUUUUUAGUCAAUAGACAGGAGUUUUUUGCAAGAUUUCUUGCAGGCUUUUUGAAGAAAUAAAAAUAAUUUUCAUUAACUGCUGCACUUAUUUGAAUGUAAUGAAAUAAGGUUAAUUUUAUAGAAAACUCAAACAUUUAUCUCAUGAUUUUAUAUCUCUAUGGCUGGGCAAUGACUCAAUAUUGUUUAUGUUUUUCAGUGAUGAUAUGAUGUUGUCAUGUAAAUCGUUCUACAAAUUCAUGAUUUU